Molecule: messenger RNA, 2136 nt
Organism: Salvia splendens (bonfire salvia)
Lineage: Eukaryota; Viridiplantae; Streptophyta; Magnoliopsida; Lamiales; Lamiaceae
Product: probable auxin efflux carrier component 1b
Exons: 6
Coding region: 183-1856 (557 amino acids)
Biological process (GO): auxin export across the plasma membrane; auxin polar transport
Cellular component (GO): endoplasmic reticulum; plasma membrane
Molecular function (GO): auxin efflux transmembrane transporter activity
Source: RefSeq, a predicted model, not a curated record
UUCUUUUAUGAUGAUCGCCAUCAAAAGACUAUACAAAAGCUUCUCAAAAGCCUCACCUUUUAUUUCUCUGUCUGCCAUUUAUUUCCAUCCCCUUUUAUUUCUCACCCCCAAAAUCAGGCUCAAAUCAAAUCAAUUCAAUUUCCACACCUCAACGCCGGAACUGAAACAGCUACCAUUUCGCCAUGAUCACCAUCUCUGACCUCUACCACGUCCUCACCGCCGUGGUGCCCCUCUACGUCGCCAUGAUCCUCGCCUACGGCUCCGUCAAAUGGUGGAAAAUCUUCACCCCCGACCAGUGCUCCGGCAUCAACCGUUUCGUCGCCCUCUUCGCCGUCCCCCUCCUCUCCUUCCACUUUAUCUCCACCAACAACCCCUACGCCAUGAACUACCGCUUCAUCGCCGCCGACACGCUCCAGAAGCUCAUCGUCCUCGCCGUCCUCGCCGUCUGGUCGCGUAUCAGCGCCCGAGCCUCCCUCGACUGGUCCAUCACCCUCUUCUCCCUCUCCACCCUCCCCAACACCCUCGUCAUGGGCAUCCCCUUGCUCAAAGGCAUGUACGGCGCCGACUCCGGCAGCCUCAUGGUCCAGAUCGUCGUACUCCAGUGCAUCAUCUGGUACACGCUCAUGCUCUUCCUCUUCGAGUACCGCGGCGCCCGAUCCUUAAUCUCCGAGCAGUUCCCCGAGACCGCUGCUUCAAUCAUCUCCUUCCGCGUCGACACGGAUGUCAUUUCGCUGGACGGGAAAGAGCCGCUGGAGACGCAAGCUGAUGUCGGCGAGGAUGGGAAGCUUCAUGUCACUGUCAGGAAAUCCACGAGUUCCAGAUCGGAAAUCUUCUCCAGGAGAUCCCAUGGCCCUAAUUCCGCCCUCUCUCUCACUCCGCGCCCUUCCAAUUUGACUAAUGCUGAGAUUUACUCGCUUCAAUCGUCGCGGAAUCCCACGCCGCGAGGAUCCAGUUUCAAUCACACGGAUUUCUACUCAAUGGUGAAUGGGAAGAAUGCGAGCCCUAGGCAUUCCAAUUUUGGGCUUGACGAAGAGAGCGGUUACGCAAAUCAGCCCCGUGGCUGCCCUCCGCCGCCGAAGAAGAAGGCGGCGAAUGGAGGAGCUGAAGUCGGAAAGGAUCUCCACAUGUUUGUGUGGAGCUCCAGCGCCUCACCGGUGUCGGAGGGAGGGAUUCAUGUGUUUAGAGGCGCCGAGUAUGCUGCAGCCACUGGAGCUCAUCCCAAAGAUUACGAUGAUUUUGGCCGGGAUGGGUAUAAAACGGGGGGCGAGGGACCGGUUCUUUCGAAGCUCGGGUCGAGCUCAACAGCAGAGCUCAACCCGAAGGCUUCGAUUGAGGCCAAGGCCACAGCCAUGCCCCCAACUAGUGUGAUGACUAGGCUGAUUUUGAUCAUGGUGUGGCGGAAACUCAUCCGAAAUCCCAACACCUACUCGAGUUUGAUUGGCCUAACGUGGUCCUUGGUCUCAUUCAAAUGGAAUGUUGAGAUGCCUGCAAUUGUUGCCAAAUCAAUCGCUAUACUGUCUGAUGCUGGUCUUGGAAUGGCCAUGUUCAGUCUUGGUUUGUUUAUGGCUCUGCAGCCUAGGAUCAUUGCUUGUGGCAAAUCCGUGGCUGCGUUGUCCAUGGCCGUCCGGUUUCUUACGGGGCCUGCCGUCAUGGCUGCCGCCUCCAUCGCUGUAGGUCUCCGCGGCGUUCUCUUGCAUAUUGCAAUUGUUCAGGCUUCUCUGCCUCAGGGGAUUGUUCCCUUUGUCUUUGCCAAGGAGUAUAAUGUGCACCCUGAUAUACUCAGCACUGGUGUGAUAUUUGGGAUGUUAAUAGCUCUUCCCAUCACUCUUGUCUACUACAUUUUGCUGGGGCUUUGAAGAUGAACCUGCAUACAACUAACGCAUUUUUUUGGGCUUCUAACCGAAGAGAGAAGAAAUUAGAAGAAGGUUAUUGGAAAAUAUUGCAGGCCCCAAAUAUAAAAAAAUUCUCUCAAAAGAAAAAAAAAGAAGGAAAAGAAACAUCAUUAGACAGGUAGUAGAAUUAGUGGUAGUGAUAUUAAUAUAUUUUGUUUUUUGGUCUCUUCUUUUGCUGAACUCUGCCGUGCCCCACUUGAUACUUUUGCUCUUUUCAAUGAAGAAAGUUGAGUUUGUGAUCCCA